GGGAUAAACCCCCCUUUGAGAAUUCGGUCACGAAAAAGGAGGACAACUGCGGCCAUGGCUGAGCCCAAGCAAGCAACGCACCCGUGACAGGCGUGUUCUUCUACGUGCCCAACCUCAUCGGCUACACGCGCGUCGUGCUGUCGCUCUACAGCUUGGCGGUGGCACUCACGGACUACAAGGCCAGCGUGCUGUGCUACGCGCUCAGCUUCAGCUUUCGACUACUUCGACGGCUUCUUCGCGCGCCUCUGCGACCAAUGUACAGUCGCGUUAAGCCUUGUGGGAGAACGCAGGACGCUUCUAACCCGUAUUGUAUUGCUACUACAGGCUCGACGUUCGGCGCUGUGCUGGAUAUGGUCACGGAUCGCUGCUCGACCGCCGGGCUGCUCGUGGUGCUGUCCCACUUGUACCCGCAGUACAUGUUAGUCUUCAUGUACCUGCUGAUCCUCGACUUCUCCAGCCACUGGUACCACAUGUACUCGAGUCGUGGCCACCACAAGGUGGUCGCGGCCGAGCGCAACUUCCUGCUGCGAUUCUACUACGGCUGCUACCCGUUCUUCGGCUUCUGCUGCGUGGGUACUGAGCUGUUCUACAUCCUGCUCUACGUGCUUCACUUCGACCCCACGCUGCUGAUUCCAUUCAUCAACGUCCCCGUCAUGCAGCUGUGCUACUACGUGUGCCUGCCCGCCUGCGUGUGCAAGAACAUCACCAACGUGGCGCAGCUGUGCAGUGCCGCCUACUCGGUUGCGGCUGAGGAUGUGGCACUCGCCAACAAGGCCAAGUAGAGUUGGGAUCCUAAGCAAUAGGGGCGCAAGGAGAGAGAGCUUGCCCACGUAUAGUCAAGUCGUCACUGUCCCAUGAGUGCAUGCAGCAGAUAGCAGGACGUCUGUGAGUGAGAGAAAUAUGAGGCAGAUGCAAAAAAAAAAGCUAUGGUGUUGAGAUCGCCAGCGCUCUUGGCUAUUCUGCCUCCUUCUCUUCAGACUCGCGCGGAUACAAGAUAUCAUAGUGUCCCGGUCUAUACAGUAGCGUGAUUGACACAGGCUCUUGCUGCGUGGUUGACUCCACUGUGGGUGAACACACGUAGCUCUGCAGAUCCUCCCCAGGUCCGGCACUUCCGUCCAGAUACUCAAUCUUGACCCCGACUUGGAGCGCCUCUGUCAAUGCUGCAAUUUGGGGCUGGUCGCACUCCUUCCCCAUAGGCUCCACCUAACCAAACAGCAACUCGUUAGUUCUCUUCCUCAUCCCUUAACAAUCGGCAGUCUGCAGCGCAGAACUGUGCCACCGUUUGGCCCGGAUACAGACCGUCAAUGAAAGGCUGGAAGGUCUCUGCGUUCUUCUUCAUGUACCCGGCGGUGAGCAGCCGCAUGUACCAGACCAAGUACUCGGAUUCUCUCCCUCUGUCUGGAAAUCUUGUACUAGCUCCGCGUGCGAACGUGUCUCCAUGGCUGCUAAGUAGUCCACGAACGUCUCCCAGAAUGCGUCGAUGGCCACGUCACUGUAUCCGAUAGCCAUCAGUUCGCUCUUGCUCAUCUGGAUCUUAUCCUGAAUGCGACUGCGUAGUGCUGCGUUGCUGUCCUCGCCCCAGCACCUCCAGUCGGCAAUAGCUGCUCGCAUAGUGCGAAGAUGAAGCCCCGGAAGAAGCAGUUGCCAUCUCCGCGAACGCGUCGAAGCGCCUCAUAGCGCGCGUUUUUAGUGAAUCGAUGCCUUGCAUGAAGUUGGGGUUCGCAUUGCCCACGUAUUCGGCCUUGAGGCACAGCACCGACAUGCGGUCCGACAGCAGCGGGCCUACGGGCCAGUCCGGCUCCGUCGAUUCAUCGAUGUCAAAGAGCAGUGGAUUCAUCCCAGGUUUUGUCGAGACUGUUCAGCUCUCGGGUGUCAUUUACGUUUCGCUGUCUUUUUUAAACUUUGUUGUCUCUCGUGCGGGUUGUAUUUCAUUUUCAAGGGGAUUUUUCUGAUCCACAUUUAUGUCCC
This is a messenger RNA of Phytophthora nicotianae INRA-310, 1968 nucleotides long. RefSeq lists its product as hypothetical. Gene Ontology annotation, biological process: phosphatidylinositol biosynthetic process. Gene Ontology annotation, cellular component: Golgi apparatus. Gene Ontology annotation, molecular function: CDP-diacylglycerol-inositol 3-phosphatidyltransferase activity. Lineage: Eukaryota; Oomycota; Peronosporomycetes; Peronosporales; Peronosporaceae. The record is from RefSeq and is a predicted model, not a curated record. The transcript is spliced from 2 exons. Bases 255 to 782 code for a protein of 175 amino acids.